AUGGAAUUUUUUUACUGGAGAUUUGGGGAUGUGAAGUAUGACAGGAUUGAAUUAUCGAAGGAACUGGAAUACCUUUACGAAUUUCAGGGAACUCAUUAUUUGAAUAAAAUGUCUUGUGAAUUGAUGUCUGGCAAUCAGUUAUUCAAAACUUUAUAA
Messenger RNA from Chironomus riparius, 156 nucleotides. Lineage: Eukaryota; Metazoa; Arthropoda; Insecta; Diptera; Chironomidae. The record is from the annotation of a GenBank genome assembly.